GGAGAAAGUGCCCUUUGGUCACUCCCUCCCACCCAAUCCAACUAACAACCAACACCAACGAAAAGAAAAACCCAGAAGCAGAAGAAGAAGAAGAGAGAACCCACCAACCACAGUUUUGCUUUUGCUAGUGUGCUCCUCACCACUCUCUCCCCAAUGACUUCUGCGAGGUGUUGCAGCAGGAUUGGUCUUGUUCAUCUCCUUUUCCUUGCUCUUCUCCACAACAGCACUCUUUCUCUUAUUGCAGCUGCCAGAUCAAAUGUUUACAUUGUGUACAUGGGUGAAAGGCAGCAGCAGGAUGAGCCUGAACUAGUUCAAGACUCCCACCAUGAGCUUGUCUCCAGUUUUGUUGGAAGCAAAGAAGCUGCAGAGGAAUCCAUUCUUUACAGCUACAAGCAUGGGUUCUCAGGGUUUGCUGCAGCCUUGACCAAGUCACAAGCCAAGCUUAUUGCAGAUUCCCCAGGAGUUGUUUGGGUGGCCAGAAACAGAAUCCUCACUACUCAGACAACAAGGAGCUGGGAUUAUCUGAAGGUAAAACCUGAGCUCCCAAAUGGGAUUGCUUCAAGAGGCCAUUCUGGAGCUGGCUCCAUUGUUGGUGUCAUGGACACAGGUCAGUGAAAAUGAUGCUGUAAAAAAAGAAGACACGAUUCUGGCUUUUUGUUUGCAUUAUUGUUUCUUGUGACAGCUUUCUGUUGGAUUUAGGGAUAUGGCCAGAAUCAAAAAGCUUCAUGGAUGAUGGUAUGGCAGAGGCGCCAUCUCGUUGGAAAGGCAUUUGUCAGGAAGGACAAGGGUUCAAUACCUCUCACUGUAACAGGAAACUCAUCGGAGCACGGUGGUACAUAAAGGGCUACGAAGCCGAGUUCGGCAUAGUCGACACUAGCGACGGAGUCGAGUUCUUAUCCCCGAGAGACGCCGGCGGCCAUGGAACCCACACGUCAUCAACCGCAACCGGGCUUCCAGUCCAAGGUGCAAGCUUCAUGGGCCUGGCCCAAGGAACAUCCAGAGGCGGGGCCCCAUCAGCCUGGCUAGCGAUCUACAAGGUCUGCUGGGCUACAGGCGGAUGCAGCUCCGCCGACAUCCUCGCAGGAUUCGAUGACGCCAUCGCCGACGGCGUCGACGUGCUGUCCGUGUCGCUGGGGACAUCUCCGCCGCUGGCCUCUUACGUGGCGGAUCCCCUGGCGAUUGGGUCGUUCCACGCCGCCUGCCGUGGGAUCACCGUGGUUUGCUCCGGCGGGAAUUCGGGGCCUUACUCGCAGACCGUGAUUAAUACUGCUCCGUGGGUUGUUACCGUUGCGGCGAGCUCCGUUGAUCGGGAUUUCCCCGUUGUAAUCACUCUUGGGAAUGGCAGGACUGUUGUGGGGCAGGGUUUGUAUACGGGGAAGGAAGUGGAGGACUUUCACCCCAUUGUUUAUGGAGGAGACAUUGCUGCUGAUGAUUCUGAUCAAGAUAGUGCCAGGAGUUGUGAAUCAGGAAGCUUGAAUGCAACUCUAGCAAAGGGGAAAGUGAUACUGUGCUUCCAAUCUAGAUCACAAAGGUCAGCCACAGUUGCUCUAACAAUGGUGGAGGAUGUUGAAGCUGUGGGGCUCGUAUUCGCCAGGGUACCAACCAAGGAUGUGUCUUCAUGUUAUAGAGUCCCUUGUGCACAAGUGGAUUUCACCAUUGGGACAUCUCUACUCACUUACAUUGGAUCAAACACCAAACCUGUGGUGAAGUUCAGCUCCACUAAGACUACAAUUGGCAGCCAGACUUCCCCAGAAAUAGCAUUGUUCUCGUCGAGGGGACCCAGUUCCCUCUCCCCUGCCAUACUCAAGCCAGACAUAGCUGCUCCUGGAGUCAACAUCCUAGCAUCAUGGUCACCAUUUGCUUCUUCCAUUGAUGACCCACUGGACUUCAAGAUUGAGUCAGGAACUUCCAUGUCAUGCCCCCACAUUUCUGGCAUAGUUGCCCUAAUCAAAUCCAUCCACCCAACUUGGUCCCCUGCUGCAAUCAAGUCUGCCCUCAUUACAACAGCUUCAACACAAGAUGAAUAUGGUGAAACCUCCAUUGCAGAGGGAGCUCCAGAGAAGCUGGCUGACCCAUUCGACUACGGUGGUGGACAUGUCGACCCCAACAAGGCCAUGGAUCCCGGUCUAGUCUACGACAUGGGUCCUUCAGAUUAUGCCAGGUUCCUCUGUGCCAUGGGCUACAACGACUCGGCAAUCAGCAGCAUAACGCAGGGAGAGAAAACCCAAUGCCGGAAACUAGGAGCUGCUACCAACGACAUGGUGGAAGAUCUCAACGUGCCAUCCAUCACCAUCCCUGAGCUGAGGCAGAACCUGACCGUGACGAGAACUGUCACGAAUGUCGGUCCUGUGGAUUCGGUCUACAUUGCUAGAGUUCGUGCUCCAGAUGGGGUUCGUGUCACGGUGGAGCCAUCGAUCUUGGUGUUUGAUUCGCAUACGAAGAAGGUCGAGUUCAGGGUCACCUUUCAUGCCAAGAGGAUGAUCCAGGGGAGGUAUACAUUUGGACACUUGAUUUGGGAAGAUGGUUAUGGUGAUGAUGAUUCCUCAUCUCAUUCUGUUAGGAUACCCUUGGUUGUGAGAACAGUGAUCGACUAUUCUUCCUAUGCUGAAACAUGACAUUUUCUCGGGCUUAUUGGAAAUGCAAUAAAUGGGCACCAAAACCCUUACAGAGAAAGUUAUUGCUGUUUGCCCGACUUUCCAUGUCUCAUUGCUCAGCUAUCUUGACUUUGUUGGUCUGAUCUUUGGACUAUCUUGGAGAAAAUGGAAAAUGGUGAUUCAUUUCUGCGCAUUACCUUGCCUGGAAAAGAAGGAUAGGAUAGAAAAGGGCCGAAAGAUCAUAUGGCAGGAAGUCCUGGUGGGUGUGGUUUGUGGACUGUGGAGUGUGAUAGGAGAUAUGAAAAGUGGCAAUCAAUUGCUUUCCAAAAGGGUAUGCGUCAAUUUUACAUAAAUGGUCACUAGCUUUGAGAUCCCUAACAAAUCAGAUCCAUAAAGAUGUUAAAUGAACUCGCGCGAUUGUAAUUCGUCUGAAUCGUGU
Linum tenue is the source of this 3033-nucleotide messenger RNA. NCBI's taxonomy places the organism in Eukaryota, Viridiplantae, Streptophyta, Magnoliopsida, Malpighiales, Linaceae. The record is from the annotation of a GenBank genome assembly.